Molecule: messenger RNA, 684 nt
Organism: Eucalyptus grandis
Lineage: Eukaryota; Viridiplantae; Streptophyta; Magnoliopsida; Myrtales; Myrtaceae
Product: glycine-rich protein 1-like
Exons: 2
Coding region: 1-684 (227 amino acids)
Source: RefSeq, a predicted model, not a curated record
AUGGGUCGUGGUGGCUGGAGUAAGGCAGUCGUCGGAACUCCCGGCGAGGCUCGAGUAGCAAUCGGACCUGCAGCGAAAACAGGGGAGACAGCAGGUGGCGGAGCUUGGGGCGUUGCAGCGGCGGACGCAGGCGGUGCGGGGGUCCGGCGAAACGCAGCUGACGCGCAGGCUACUGGUGCGGGCGUCGGGGGUGGAGCGGCGAGGCGUCCGGCGGCUGGGUCGGCGAGGAGGGCUCGUGGGCUGGAGCGGCGUGGCUUCAGCAAGCAUCGGCGAGGCGGCACAGCGAUCGACAAAGGCAACAACAGACGUGGUAGUAUUGCGGUGAGUAGGUGUCGCGUGCGUCGCUUGUGGCCUCAAGCUACCGAACAGCGGGCUGCUGUGGGUGUCGAGCGCUGGUCGUCGUCGGGCACCGGUGGCUGCAACGAGGAGAUGGAGACACUGAUGAGGGUCACGGGUUAUCAGGUGGAGGGCUGCAGAUCCAGCUCGGGUGGUCAAAGGCGCAGCAACAGCGGGGGCACCGCGGGCCGGCUCGGAAUCGACUGGGCUGCGAGUUGCAUAGGCGCGGUCGUCGGGGCUGAGGCGCCGAGUGCAGCGACGGGCAAGCAGAGAGCGAGGCACGGCGCGGGGGGGUGCAGUGUGGAGGUGCGGUGGCCAGCGGGAGGGGGUGCUGGUGCGGCUCGGUGA